AUGGCUGCCACAGCCGACUUAGUGUGGCACUUUCCUGGCCUGCAUGAUAUGCUCCCAUCUGCAUCAGCUAGUGGUAUUGAGAUGGAUGAUAUCACCGAGGACAUUGUGGCUGAACAGGAAACCCUUGUUGAGCUGAGCAAUAGGUCAAUAGACGCACCUGACUUCACAAGACUACAGUCAAUGCUAAUGGAUGUCUCAAAGGGUGUCACCCAAGGUACCAGUGCACAAUACAAACAGCUGAUGAACACAUGUGUUGCAUUUCUUACUAGCCUUGGUCUGCUGGGGAGCAACAAGGAGUUUUUCUGCAAAAAGCCACGUGCCAAUGCACCAUGGCUGAUCAUUGCAUGGAUCAUGAAUAUGUAA
Molecule: messenger RNA, 363 nt
Organism: Suillus discolor
Lineage: Eukaryota; Fungi; Basidiomycota; Agaricomycetes; Boletales; Suillaceae
Exons: 3
Coding region: 1-363 (120 amino acids)
Source: RefSeq, a predicted model, not a curated record